Messenger RNA from Cheilinus undulatus (humphead wrasse), 1405 nucleotides. RefSeq names its product uridine-cytidine kinase 1 (gene uck1). The transcript has 7 exons. Lineage: Eukaryota; Metazoa; Chordata; Actinopteri; Labriformes; Labridae. The record is from RefSeq and is a predicted model, not a curated record. The coding region runs from base 100 to 930 and encodes 276 amino acids. Gene Ontology annotation, molecular function: ATP binding; kinase activity. Gene Ontology annotation, cellular component: cytoplasm; cytosol.
UCUCGCGAGAUCAGCGCGUUGUUGUUGCAAAAGAUAGCAGAGCUAGCGCAGAUUCGCGCUAUCCCUUAUUCUGCAGUCUUUCUAAACUGUGGGACUGCAAUGGAUGCUCUCGUCGCCCAUGGGGAGACAGAAAGACCCCGGCAUCGUCCCUUCCUUAUAGGGGUCAGCGGAGGAACAGCCAGCGGAAAGUCAACAGUUUGCGCCAAAAUCAUGGAGCUCCUGGGCCAGAACAAGGUGGACCACCGCCAGAGGAAAGUGGCUAUUGUAAGCCAGGACAGCUUCUACAGAGUCCUGACUCCAGAGCAGAAGAUGAAAGCUCUGAAGGGCCAGUACAACUUUGAUCACCCAGAUGCAUUUGACAACGAUUUAAUGUACAAAACCUUGAAGGACAUCGUGGAUGGGCGAGUGGUUGAAGUUCCAACGUAUGAUUUUGUCACCCAUUCCAGGUUGGAAGACAGGAUCACGGUUUAUCCAGCAGAUGUAGUCCUCUUCGAGGGGAUCCUGGUCUUCUACACGCAGAAAGUUCGAGAUAUGUUUCACAUGAAGCUGUUUGUGGACACGGAUUCAGACGUCAGGCUCUCUCGCAGAGUUCUGCGAGAUAUGAACAGAGGGAGAGACCUGGAGCAGAUUCUCAGUCAGUAUACGACGUUUGUGAAGCCUGCUUUUGAGGAGUUUUGCUUGCCUACAAAGAAGUAUGCUGAUGUCAUCAUUCCACGAGGAGUUGACAAUAUGGUUGCCAUUAACCUCAUCGUCCAGCACAUCCAAGACAUUCUGAAUGGUGACAUCUGCAAAUGGCAGCGCGGGUCCAUCAACAGUCACGGGCGGGGCUUCAAACGUGCCAUCUCCGAGCAGGGCGAUCUCCACAACGGAGCCGCCAACCCUCCUGGAGGAAAGAGGGUCCUGCUGGAGCCCAGCUGUCGACCUCACUGAGAACAUGUGAAUCCAUGAGCCCAGACUGUGAAUAUGAGAUCUUACUGUUGCAGAGUCAGAGCUGCGGUUUCUUUAUUUACCAGUACGAUAAUUCUUAUCGAUAGUGCUGUCCGGCUGUAACGGUCUUCCAUGAUACUGUUUGAUUCUUCAGUUUUGACUGUACUCAGAUGACGUGUUACUGAAGCAGAGGGUGAAGGAGGAAGCUUAUUUAAUCUUUUAAUGUCACAUGCUUUGCACCUUAUAUUUAUAGUGACUUUAAUUGAGAUUAAUAUAUUUAAAUUCUAUGAUCUGUUGUAGUUUUGUUGCUCUCUGUUUAACUUAUUCAAACUAAAAUAGGACACAUGUUUUAGCAGUGUUACACCAAUCAGUGCUUCCUCUUCAUUAUUUACAGUUGAAUCCAUGCCUUAAUUUUUUAAAGUUGAUUUUCCACCGACCAUUCUGUACAACAAUAAACUGAACCUCUCUGAUAAAGCUG